Molecule: messenger RNA, 2838 nt
Organism: Podarcis raffonei (Aeolian wall lizard)
Lineage: Eukaryota; Metazoa; Chordata; Lepidosauria; Squamata; Lacertidae
Gene: PINX1
Product: PIN2 (TERF1) interacting telomerase inhibitor 1
Exons: 7
Coding region: 85-1155 (356 amino acids)
Biological process (GO): regulation of ribosome biogenesis
Cellular component (GO): nucleolus
Molecular function (GO): nucleic acid binding; telomerase inhibitor activity
Source: RefSeq, a predicted model, not a curated record
CCGGCCGGAGCUAGGCCCCAAACGGCGGCAGAUUGGUCGUCAUCACCGCGCAACAGUCUCUCUGGGAGGCCCCCUUCCCUAAAGAUGGCGAUGCUGGCAGAACCACGUAGGAAGCAGAAGUGGUCUGUGGAUCCCCGGAACAGUGCUUGGAGUAAAGAUGAAUCAAAAUUUGGCCAAAAGAUGUUGGAAAAAAUGGGGUGGUCAAAAGGCAAAGGGCUUGGAGCUCAGGAGCAAGGCAACACCGAACACGUCAAGGUCCAACUGAAGAACAACACUCUGGGCUUAGGAGCAGCUGCCAACCAAGAGGACAACUGGAUCGCCCACCAGGAUGACUUCAACCAGCUUCUGGCAGAGCUGAACAACUGCCAUGGACAAGACACCCCAGAGGCCGUGUCCAAGGAGGAGAAAAGAACCUUUAGCCUGGAGGAGAAAUCUAAGAGUGCCCGGAAACGAGUUCAUUAUGUGAAAUUUGCCAAAGGAAAAGAUCUCUCCUUCCGAAGCGAAGAUGACCUGUCUUGCAUUUUUGGGAAACGGCAAGCCAAGAAAACACAGGAUGCUGCUGUUGGCACAGAAUCUCCAAAGGAGGACCAGAAAAAGGAGGAGGACCCAUCAGACGAAGUGGACUCUGGCAACACCGUAACCAGUGCCCUUACCGUGCAGGAGUAUUUUGCCAAGCGCAUGGCCACGCUGAAGAAAACCCAGCGUCAGGUUGACUUCAGGACAGCUGAGUCUCCUCCAGCGGAGGAGUCAGAGUGUUUGGUAGCCCAGCCCAUGAAGAGGAAGUACCCCAAGCAUGGUUGUUCUGAAAGUGAGGAUGGCCUUGAAGGACCAGAGGCAAAAUGUCCCAGGGAUCUUGGCUCAAGUGAAGAAGGGGAGCAGCUCAACACCCAGAAGACGAAGAAGAGGAAGAAGAAGAAGAAGAAAUCUAAGCACUCCAGUCCUGGCGGUGGCAGCCUUAGUUGCAACGGAUCUCAAAAUGGCGCCCAAGAGAAUGGAAGUUGUGGCUCAGGAACUUCCGAUGCAGAAAGCAAUGACUCAGAAGAGCCAAGAGGAAAGAGAAAGAACAAGGGCAGAAAGCUAGACAGGGAUGCAGUGGCAGAUGUCAAAAAAAUGAAGAAGAAGAAGAAGGGGAAGAAAGAGAAACUCUCCAGUUAACAGUUAAUGCACUCUCUAGACUGUUGACCUGGUUGAAUUGUUGGUUUUUGGUUGCCCUAAUGUAUUAGCCAGGUGCCCCAAUGUGCCCACAUCCAUACACAGAAGUAGGGAGAUUAUCUUCCCCUCUUUCUCACACAUGCCCAAACACACACCAAGCAUUGAAGGAACAUGCCAAGAGUUCUCAUGAAGCCACAUACUGCCCACCCCCUUCUGCUGUCCUGCACAAUCACCUUCAAUUUUCGGCAGGUGGGGGUGUGAUAACCCCUCACCCUCUCAGGUUUGUUCAGCACAAAGGAGGGACAUCUGGACCCCCUUGGUUUUCUGAAGCAAUCCUGGGCUCGUAUUCAUAGUUCCUUCCAGCCCCCAAAACAAACACAAAAUCACCAAAAGGAAGAGGACCUUCGAUUCACCCUCCAAACAAGACAGUUAAAGUCAAGGGAGGACUGUUUCUACUCGGUUCUGGUUUUAUUCCUGGCUCGCUUGAUAACUUAAGAACCGAAUCAGCAAGCCUUCAACCCAGUUGCUCCAGAAUCCACUGGUGAUUUUGGUGAAUUGAAUGAAUUAACAAGAAACUCCUGGGCAAGAACAUCAGUGGUACCCUGAUUUCCACAUGUUGGCAGAUAAGUGAUGGGAUCAAUACAGGUGGUUGUCUUUGGCGCACCUGUCCUGCCAGUGGGUGCUGCUGGGGGUCGCCUACCUGGGCAAGGUGGUGGUCCCUGUCUUCUCAGUGGACCAACAGUAACACCCCAGACAGCACCAGGUGGCUGGAUGUUUCCACCAUUUGCAUUUUCCCACAAUGCCCCUGGAGGUACACUGCCUCCAGGGGGAUUGUGGGGAAUUGAGACGGAUGCUAGACCCAGCUCUUUGGAAGCACCAUCUUUUUUUAAGGGAGCUCUAAGGCAGCCAUCGCCACUGGGCUCUGCCAGGGCAUUGGUGCCCCAACUUUGUGCCCUCCAAAUGUUUUGGACUAUAACGUCCAUCGGCACAGCCAUGUGACAUGGCAGUGGCGGCAGGGUCUGAUGGGAUUUGUAGUUCUGGAGGACACCAGGUUAGAGAAAGGUGACCUUGGCUCUUUGAUUCUCAACACCUGCCAUCACUACAGAGCACACUCGGAUUGUGUGUUCUCUUCCCAGCCUUUUCUCUUAAUUAUGAAAUGCCUUGAUUUAUGACGCUUGGGUUGGCUUUUCCAGCUUGCGUAAGGACUCACCAUGAUAUAGGACGCCAUAGACUCAUUUGCUGCCACGUUGGCAGAAACCAAUCACCCUGCCGGGCUUCGGGGAAAUGACCCAGGCGACUUCUGUAACAGAGCCCCAAAGAAAUGGCCCUGCAGAGAUUGGACAGGGUGGGGUAUCUGUUAAUUUGUGGUUUGCAAAAAAUAAAAAAUCUGCAUUCCUUAGGUUCUGUUGGCACACUUCAAAAGAGCACCAGGCCUUGAGUGCAGGCAAUGAAUCACUGCUAGCGAAACUCUGCAUCGCUGCCUAUUAAUGCGUGAAUCCAAAGACGCCCUUCAGGCUUGGUUUCUAACUCCAGAUUGGCUGUUUGGGUAGUUGUGGGUUUUGGGCUCCCUUGUGAGCCUUCCAAAGAAUGAAAUGAAGCUUUGGGACGGAGGCCUUUUCCAAUUGAAUUUGGUGUGUGUUGGGUGGUUUUUUGCUUUUUUUUAAGAAAUAAAAUCUCCCCCGUCUA